This is a messenger RNA of Nannospalax galili (Upper Galilee mountains blind mole rat), 4156 nucleotides long. RefSeq names its product zinc finger matrin-type 4 (gene Zmat4). Gene Ontology annotation, molecular function: zinc ion binding; nucleic acid binding. The coding region runs from base 119 to 910 and encodes 263 amino acids. The record is from RefSeq and is a predicted model, not a curated record. The transcript has 8 exons. NCBI's taxonomy places the organism in Eukaryota, Metazoa, Chordata, Mammalia, Rodentia, Spalacidae.
CACACUUGGCCGAGCUGCUGAGAGGUCUGGUCGCCGCGGCAGAAACGCAGAAUCCUCGGCGUGCUCCAUCCCGGCCGCGGAGUCCGGAGGCAGCCUCCCUGCGUCCCGGAGAAGCCUGAUGAAGUCCUCCGAUAUCGAUCAGGAUUUAUUUACAGACAGUUACUGCAAGGUGUGCAGUGCACAGCUGAUAUCCGAAUCCCAGCGCGUGGCCCAUUAUGAGAGUCGAAAGCAUGCAAGCAAAGUCCGACUGUAUUACAUGCUCCACCCCAGGGAUGGUGGGUGUCCUGCCAAGAGGCUCCGGGCAGAAAAUGGAAGUGAUGCCGACAUGGUGGAUAAGAAUAAGUGCUGUACCCUCUGUAACAUGUCUUUUACUUCUGCGGUGGUGGCUGACUCACAUUAUCAAGGGAAAAUCCAUGCCAAAAGGUUAAAACUGCUGCUAGGAGAGAAAACGCCCCUGAAGACCACAGCAGCACCUCUGAGCUCACUUAAACCCCCUCGAGUGGACACAGUUCCUGUGGUCGCAUCUCCCUAUCAAAGAAGAGAGUCAGACAGGUACUGUGGCCUCUGUGCAGCCUGGUUUAACAAUCCUCUGAUGGCCCAGCAGCAUUAUGAUGGCAAGAAACACAAAAAGAAUGCGGCUCGCAUGGCUCUGCUAGAGCAACUUGGAACCUCCUUGGACCUGGGGGAGCUCAGAGGUCUGAGGCGCAAUUACAGAUGCACCAUCUGCAGUGUGUCCCUAAACUCAAUAGAACAGUAUCACGCUCACCUGAAAGGAUCCAAACACCAGACCAACAUUCCAAGAUCCAAAGAAAGCUCUCUGGAAAUGUCUAGUGUUCACAGGAUGGCAGAAUCGGGCUUUAUUUUAGCCAUGGUUAUGACUAUGCAUGUUGGCCAUAAACUGAAAGCCUGAAGAACAAGUAGUGAAAACAUCAAUCAAGAGAUAAGAGAAGAUACCAGCAUUUCUCUGCUGUAGAGAAUCGCUUAUCAACCAUCAGAGGAGGGUCCUUUCUUGAACAAUGAAUAUUUCUUACAAGGAUUCACAGAUUAGCACAUGACCAAUUUUAAUUCUGGAAAGUAAAUAAGGUUUCAUUCUUUUUCUGUUUUUAAAAAUUUAAAUGGUAAAUUAUGAUAUUUGAAUGAGUUUUUUAAAAAAAUCUCUCCCCAUAACAUGUUUAGUAUAGGUUCUAAAUUGUAAUCACAUAACAAACAGAUGGAGCAUUAUUCAGAUUUACAAAGUGGGAAAAAUUUAAUUUUCAAUUUAUUGUAGAUUUCCUCAGAGUAUGAGGAGUCUGUGAAACCCUUUAUGAUUGUCAUGUAAGUCACCUCAAUUCCAUAAUAAACAUGCUUUUGUUACACGGUGAACACAGUUGGUGACCAGUGGAAGUUGUACCCUGGACAGAUACAGACCACUCAGUCCUUCCCCUUCUCGCCAGACUUGCCUCUAAAGGCCAAGAGCACAAGAGCGGAUGGAGACGGACGAGCCUGACUCUUCUGAUCACGCUGAAGGACAGCUUCCCAAGGUCGAGCCAGUCCUCUUUGCAAGCUGCCAGAUCAUAGCUUAGGAAAAGAAUUAGUCUGCUUGCAUGAUGAUCCUCUUAGGCAAAAAAAUGUCUUCACAGAGGCUGACCUUGAUAAAAUUCUUUUCUAAAGGCAUCCAAAGGAGAAUUAUAAACCCCAGAGUGCAAUGGCAGUAGAUGGUUCUUCUGAAGUUGGCCUGAAUUGUGUGCUUUCAUUGGGGGCACUGACAGUUUGGGGAAAAAAAGUGACUGAAUGAGCUGCAGUCUGUCUAGUUCUCCUCCAUCUGAUCUGAGAUUCAGUGACUUUGGGAGGAAUGCCUCUGGGUAGAGAACCAGAUGGGGAAUUGAUGGUGUCUGAUAGGAUGCAUGUCUGAGUACAAGUAUCAAGUUCCUUCUCCAGGUGUAACUCCUCUCCAUGAAGACCGGAAGUGGAGUCUUACAGGCGCUGCAAGGACUCGGAACUCCCAUUCCCCGGCUCUCAGCUGGCUGGGGCCGCCCUUUGCACCUUGUGACCACAUACAACUGAUCUACAGAAAUCAUAUUUUCCAGACAUCCAUUGCUUUCAACAGAGAUCUGCCGUGGUUACAACCAGUGAGCAAUAAAUGAAAUGACACUGAGAUGCACAGUGCUGUUACUGAGGUGCCUGACUUCCUGUGUGAGGACGGCACUGUCCGUAGGGGCCAGGCUGGGCCUGACGGGAGGGUGCCGCACACCACGUGCCCACCUGCCUUGGGUGGGGAGGGAGGAGGGUGUGGCACGGACAGUUUUAUUUUGCUGUUUUGGAAAGAAGCACAUAACAGAGCUACAAACCAGUAAUGGCUUUUCUUCGAAUGUGUGAAAUAAAGCUUUAUUUGUCAACUCUGCUGUAAAAUAGGCAUUGUCUGAGUUAAAAACAAUAUCUGUUAUGUUUGUGUUUAGUGCCUGAGCUCUUGCCCUGGAGUGUUGUGUUUAUUUUUUUAAUAACCUAAUAUAGAAAAAGCCUAUGAUCAUAGAUUUCCUUUGCUUUACAGAGAAACUCUGCCAAGUCCUUUAUAGAUAAGCUUCCAGCUACAAUAAUCAGAUUAUUUCAGAGUGCCUCUCUAAAUACCACUGCUUUUUGGCAACCUGCCACAAAUGCCCCACUAGAGGUUUUGCUGGGUGAGUGUUCUAAAGUUUAUUUUUGCCCAUGCAGAUAAAGAAAAUUGUCAUUCAGCAGCCCAUGAAGAUAUGCCCUGAUUGCUGCUCAAAAAUGCUAUUUAUAUUCUGGGAACUCUUGAAUAGAGACGUCUCUAUUUGGGAAGCUAUUGGUCAGUGUUUGUUUCUUUGGUAUGACGUUGCUUAAUUAAGUCUGCUUGCUUUCCUUAUUAUGAGGGGAUGGGAGUGGGAUUUAAGGUAAAUGUUUUCAAUUGGCCAGUUGAUCCCAAAGGCGAUAAAAGAGAAGCAUGGAGACCUGGCUGCACCCCGGGGGCCUGGCCAGUCAACCUGCAGCUUCCCUGGUAGAGAACAACCUGAUCAUAGCAGAUGAGGACUCACGGAAGCUCUGUCUGUAAACCAUAUUCAAGGAAGACAUGGAGAAAACUCAUCUAUGAAAGAGAGAGCUGUCCGUGUUAUCUGUGUUUAAAAUACUUUUGUUGUUCCAGAGUGUUUGAAGUAAAUGUUGACUAACCAAGUACUGUCUACUUGAAAUUUUGUUGCAAUGAAGAGGAAAAUAACUAAAAAUUAAGAUAGUACACAUGCCUAAUGGACUCUUUAUAUUAAAUUAAAAUGUUCAGUAUUUAAAAGGGCAGUCAUUAAGGGUUGGCAUCAUCUCCUUCUCUUUUUGUCCAUGAGACAAUACUGGGGACACGCCAUGCUUUGUACAUGUGCCCUCCUGCUGAGCUGUAUUGUUAGGCCUAGUCUUGUCUUCCUAAAGAGCUAAAUCACUCCUUGGUCCUCGUAAUACAAUCCAAAUUUGCUUUACAAAAGGUUCUUCCUCUUUAGUGCAGAAAUAAGCUUCAGGCCAGACCACAAAUGCCAUAGUCGUGAAACCCAAAUUAAUGAGCUUUCCUUGUGUACAGUCUACACAGUCCAGUGAACUAAUAAAUAUGGUCAUAAAGCAACCUGCUAAGUAGCCGGUGCUGCUGUGAUCCGUCUGCUGAUAAUAGUGUCUAUAAAACUCUCAUUCAUGACUGGACUGCAAAGACCAAGAGGCUUUGUUUCCCACUGGCCUCUUAGAUGACAUAUAAACAUAAAUUGAUGUGGCAAGAAUUGUCACACCUUCUACUGGAGUGAGUUUAUUAGGCCAACCAUCCCCAAAGACGAAAACAAAGAGACAUGCCCAAUUCUGACAGUCCUGUAAGCAACUCCCCAGAGGGAGGGGCUGAGCUGUCCGGGGCAUUUAUGACGAGGUGGUGGGAACACAGAUCAUGAAACCCCCAAUAAGAAACUGCCAGGUAAUGACUAGACGCCCUGGUAAAUAUUUAUUUUUCACUUGAUCGGCUUGUCCAAGGAAUUAUUUUUCUUUUCUAAGAAUAAGAAGGGUCUGACCAACAUUUUAUUGUGGGGAUGGACUUUCUCCUUUUCUGGAUCUUAAUUUGUUCAUAUUAAAGGCAUGCUAAACUACCUCACAGGUUUGUUGUGCAGAUUAGCUGAUUAAUAAAUAACAAUUGAUUAAAAUUUAA